Messenger RNA from Ectocarpus siliculosus, 366 nucleotides. NCBI's taxonomy places the organism in Eukaryota, Phaeophyceae, Ectocarpales, Ectocarpaceae. The record is from the annotation of a GenBank genome assembly.
AUGCUGGACUCACCAUCCAACUUAUUCCAGCGGAGGUUGAGCUGCACCAAGGCGCUCAGAUUUCCUAGCUGCGGGCGAAUCCCCGAGGAGCUAGGAGCCCUACGCCAGCUGGAGAGUCUUUGGAUCGAAGACAACGACCUUACUGGCGAAAUUCCGGCGUCGCUAGGGCAGCUCGCCAAGCUGGAAUCGCUCCGCCUGGACCAGGACAAGCUCAGCGGUAACUGUCUCCGACGGAGUCGGCAUGUACACGUCACACCAGAUUGCUUGAAUCUGACAUGCGCAUUGGUGGGAUUCAUCCUGAACCUGAAAGUUUAUCGGGGGAAACAUUAUACCUACUCGCCCACCCAUCGGCGAGAUUCAUCCUGA